AUGUCUCAAUAUAUUGAUAAGAGUUGGAUAAAUAAACAAAGAAAUACAGAAGCUUAUAUAAAGGGGGUUAGUGACUUUAUGGAAUUUGCAAAGAAAGGGACACAAAAUGGUUUCAUUAGAUGCCCUUGUUGCAAGUGUCAAAUUGAUAGAAAGAAAGUAUUACCACUAGAGGAGGUUGAAAGACACAUUUUGUUUAAAGGGUUUUAUAAAGAAUACAAGGAUUGGAUAUUUCAUGGACCUAUGACUGUUGCGAAGAAUGCGUGUAAUCAAAUAGAGAUUCCAUUUAUAGCUUCCAAUGAAUCAGAAAAUUUAGGUCAAGAUGAUAUAUUAGGUGAACUAAAUGAAGAGGGGUUAGCUAAUGAGACUAUAGAGGAACCUAAUUUGCAAUAUGAAACCGAUGAAUUUCCUUCACAACAACCUAAUGUGAACUUUUUUUUUGAAGAAGUCAAAUUUAGCAAGCUUUAUGAAGCUUUUAAUGAACCUCUUUAUGAAGGUUGUACUUCCUUUUCAAAGCUAUCAUUCAUCUUGCACCUUUUUCAUCUUAAGUGCUUGUUCAAGUGGCCAGAUAAAUCAUUCUCAAUAUUGAUUGAUCUUUUACUUGAUGCAUUUCGACAAAUAAAAAAUUUUCCUUCCUCAUACUAUCAAGCCAAGAAAUUGAUCAUGGAUUUAGGUUUUGAAUAUGAAAAGAUCCAUGCAUGUCCUAAUGAUUGCACAUUAUAUUGGGGUGAGAUGGCUGGAAAGGAUUCUUGCCCUAAAUGUUCUUGUUUAAGAUGGAAGGGUGAAACAGAUAAGGGUAAGGUUCCAGCAAAGGUGAUGAGAUAUUUUCCUUUGAUUCCUAAAUUACGAAGGAUGUAUAUGUCAUCUAAGAUAUCUAAGGACAUGAGAUGGAAUGAUGAAUGUAGACAUGAUGAUGGAGUUCUUAUACACCCGGCUGAUGGACAAGCAUGGAAGGAAUUUAAUGUCCGAUACCCAGGGUUUUCCAAUGAUGCUCGUAGUGUAAGACUUGGUCUUACUAGUGAUGGUUUCAAUCCUUAUCGUCUAAUGAACACAACCUAUAGUACAUGGCCAAUAAUUUUAAUUCCUUAUAACCUACCUCCAUGGUCGUGUAUGAAGCCAUCUUCAUUUAUUUUGUCAAUGAUUAUUCCUGGCAAGGAAGGGCCAGGGAAUAAUAUUGACAUUUAUAUGCGUCCUUUGAUACAUGAGUUGAAAUUAUUGUGGAAAGGUGUCAAUGCUUUUGAUUCUUACGCCAUGUUAUCAGCAUGGAGUACUAAGGGUUAUAAUGCUUGUCCUGAGUGUAAUUACUCAACUCCCUCUACACGAGUCGGAAAUAAGAUAUGUUACAUAGGACAUCGUAAAUGGUUACCUAAGGAUCAUCCUUUUAGAUUUCAAAAUAGUUUGUUUGAUGGAACUGAAGAACAUGGUAGUGCUCCUUCACCUAUGGUUGAUGUUUUAAGAGAGCAACAAACUUUAGAGCAUGAGUAUGGGAAAAUUCAAAAGUCAUGUAAAAGACGAAAACGACAAUCCAUAAGUGAUAUUGAUGUCAAUGAUCCUAAGAUUCUUUGGACUAAGAGGAGUAUAUUUUUUGACCUUCCUUAUUGGGAGCAUAAUAUUCUUCGUCACAACUUAACUGUCAUGCAUAUAGAGAAAAAUGUGUGUGAUAAUCUACUUGGAACUUUGAUGAACAUGGAUGGAAAAAGUAAAGAUGAUGAAUUUGCUCGCUUGUUUUUUGAAAAUAGAAACGUGAAGCCACAUAUUUGGCUACAGCGUCAUAGUGACAAUGAAUUCAUCAUGCCACUCGCCCCAUAUUGUAUGACUGGGGUAGGUAAAGAGUCAUUUCUAUAUGUUUUGGCAAGUAUUAAAUUUCUUGAUGGAUAUGGUUCAAACCUUUCAAGAUGUGUGAACUUGAAAAACAAGAAGCUUAUGAAUCUUAAGAGUCAUGACAACCACAUAUUAAUGCAAGAUAUCCUUCCAAUAGCAUUGAAAUCAUCUCAAGCCUCCACAGUUAUUGAUCUUAUUGAUGAUCUAUCAUCAUUUUUUAAGUCCGUUUGUGCAAAGGAAAUCGAUCCUAAUUAUCUUGAUGCUUUAAAAUCCAAGAUAAUAGAUGUAUUGUGUCGAAUGGAGAUUGAAUUCCUUCCUCCUUUUUUCACUAUCAUGGUUCAUUUGUUAAUUCAUCUUAUUAAGGAGGUAAAGCUCGCAGGACCUGUUCAUUACAAAUGGAUGUAUCCAAUUGAAAGGUACUUAGCCCAUCUCAAAACAUUUUUGAGAAAUAGAGCUCAACCAGAAGGUUCUAUUGCCGAGGGUUAUAUUCUUGAGGAAACAAUUACCUUUUGCUCUAGAUAUUUAGAAGGCGUAGAAACACUCUUCAAUCGACCACGUCGCAACGAUGAUGAUAAUGAAAAUGGAUCUAGUUUUUUGUUCAAUGCUUGUGCUUAUCAAGCUAGUGAAAGAACUCGUAAAACUCAAAAUAGUGGAGUAAUGGUGGCAGCCGAUGGAAUUAAGUACUAUGGAAGAUUAACAAAUAUACUUGAAGUUGACUACCUUGGAUUCUAUAAAGUCGUGGCUUAUCGUUGUGAUUGGUGGACAUAUCAAGCUACACAAGUUUUUUAUGUUAAGGACAAAUCAAAAAAUGGUUGGAAUUAUGUAGUUGAAACUAAGCCUAGGGACUUGUUUGAUGUUUGA
This is a messenger RNA of Amaranthus tricolor (Joseph's coat), 2679 nucleotides long. RefSeq lists its product as uncharacterized. NCBI's taxonomy places the organism in Eukaryota, Viridiplantae, Streptophyta, Magnoliopsida, Caryophyllales, Amaranthaceae. The record is from RefSeq and is a predicted model, not a curated record. The transcript has 5 exons. The coding region runs from base 1 to 2679 and encodes 892 amino acids.